This is a messenger RNA of Acanthoscelides obtectus, 807 nucleotides long. NCBI's taxonomy places the organism in Eukaryota, Metazoa, Arthropoda, Insecta, Coleoptera, Chrysomelidae. The record is from the annotation of a GenBank genome assembly.
AUGGAACUCAACCGAGAAUAUUUUCUCGCCAUAAUUUAUGACAACUAUCAGAGACAAUUAUCGCAACAAGAAUGCCUUGCUGAGUUACGGUCUGUUUUCAGCAACGAAGCGCCACAUCAGUCGACAAUUUCCCGUUGGUAUGGAGAAUUCAAACGUGGACGGGUGAUCACCCAGGAAAACGUCGAUGCUGUGCGCAAACUCAUCAUUGAAGAUAGACAUGUGACAUAUCGCGAGAUUGAGGCUAUUAUUAGUGAUGAAUCGUGGAUUUACUGUUAUGAACCAGAAAAUAAACGACAGUCGGCUGUUUGGCCAACAAAAGUCAUCCAUGCUCGAAGUGUUUCGAAAAAGAUGGUCGCGACUUUUGUGUCAAAAGCAGGUUAUAUUGCAACACUUCUUCUUAAUGAUCAAGGAACUGUUACUGCGGAUUGGUAUGCCACUAUUUGUUUGCCAAAAGUCAUCACCGAGCUUCGAAAAACCAACCCCGAAAGAAGAAUCAUGCUCCACCAAGACAAUGCAAGCUCGCACACAGCCCAAAAAACAAGGCAGUAUUUAACGGAAGAAAACGUGGAAUUAUUGGACCAUCCUGCAUAUAGUCCCGAUCUAAAUUCUAACGAUUUUUUUACUUUCUCGAAAAUUAAAAACAGACUGCGUGGUCAAAGGUUCCAGUCACCAGAAGAAGCAGUUGACGCAUUCAAAAAUGCCGUUUUGGACCUGCCAGCGAACGAGUGGAAUAAGUGCUUCGAAAAUUGGUUCGGGCGCAUGCAGAUGUUUAUUAAUCUUCGUGGAGAAUACUUCGAAAAACAAUAA